Messenger RNA from Camellia sinensis, 467 nucleotides. NCBI's taxonomy places the organism in Eukaryota, Viridiplantae, Streptophyta, Magnoliopsida, Ericales, Theaceae. The record is from RefSeq and is a predicted model, not a curated record.
AUUGCAAUUAUCUUUUUUUAAUUUUAUUUUUUCAGCAUCUGCAUGUUAUGGGUACCAAGACAAAGGGAAAAUGAUAGCGGCGGCAAGUGAUGCCAUAGGGGGAAAGAAGGCGUGUGGAAGAAAGUACAAGGUGACGUGUACAGGUCCGACAAAUAAGGGUGUGCCACAUCCUUGCACUGGUAAGAGCGUAGUAGUAACCGUUGUUGAUUACUGUCCACCUGGCUGUCGUGCAACCAUCGAUCUCUCUCAAGAUGCUUUCGCCAUUGUUGCUGACCGCAAUGCUGGCAAAAUCAAUAUCAAAUAUACUCAGGUCUGAAGCUAUACUAUAUACGAAAGAUUUGGAAGGGACAAGCUUAUAUUAUAAUGUAGAAAUAACACAAGCAUGUCAUGGAAUUUGUAUAUUCCAUGAGUUAGCUUGUAACCAUGUAAUGCAUCUGUAUCAGUGGAAUAAAUGAAAAUCCUUUCGA